Messenger RNA from Paramuricea clavata, 1335 nucleotides. Lineage: Eukaryota; Metazoa; Cnidaria; Anthozoa; Malacalcyonacea; Plexauridae. The record is from the annotation of a GenBank genome assembly.
AUGGCGUCUCAUGCAAGAUCAAAGUUUAGAAAUGUUCUGAUUUUUAAAACAUUAAAAGCAAACUGGAAAAGAAGACAGAAAUUGCAAAAUAUGCUAGCCAUGCUUUUAAUGCGGCAACAAACGUUUAUAACAGUUUUAGCGCUAAUAUCUUUGGUUUUGUAUUCAUCGACGAAGAUUGCUACAAGGAUGCCGAGGAUACGUUCUUGUAGACGAAAGCUUAGAAGGAUAGGUUGGUGGGAGUCAGUUUGGAAUACAUAUUCAGAUAAACGUUUUAAGAAAACAUUUAGAAUAUCCAAAGCGACAUUCAGUUACAUUCUGGACAGAAUAAAAGCGGAUAUUCAACGUAAACAGCCUAGACGAUGGGGGUUUGUGGAGGAACCAAUUUCUCCUGCAUGCAGAUUGGGAAUAGCAUUAUACAGGCUUGGCCGUGGAGACUAUUAUUACACGAUCUCUGAAAUGACUGGCUUUGGUGUAGCGACAGUAUGUAACAUAACAAUAGAUGUUUCACAGGCGAUUGUCAAAAACCUUUGGAAAGAAGCUGUUUCUAAUAAAUUCCCAUCAACUUUGGAACAUUUUAAGGAAUGUGCGCUGGAUAUGGAAGAAAUGUGGCAAUUUUCUGCGUUAGAUGGUUGCCAUAUCCCAAUAAAAAUGCCAAGAGGUGGGGCAAAUUCUGCUAAAGAAUACCACAAUUUCAAAAAUUUUUAUUCCAUCGUACUGAUGGGAAUGGUUAAUGCCAAGAUGCAAUUCAUUUGGGCAAGUGUUGGCUGCCCUGGAAGCAAUCACGACUCUAUCAUAUUCAGAUCAACUAGCCUUUAUUCAAAAAUGAUGGAAAACUAUAUUUUACCAACAUUUACAAAACUUAUUAAAGGCGUGAAAGUUCCUUUCAUGAUUCUAGCUGAUUCAGCCUUUCCACACUUGCCCUGGAUUCAAAAGCCAUACACAAAUGCUGUUUUAUCGGAAAAACAACGUUAUUUUAAUAAUAGGCUAAGCCGGGCAAGGAUGGUCGUAGAAAGUGCGUAUGGGAUGCUCAAGUCAAGAUGGCGAGUGCUGCACAGAAAAUGUGACAGCAACAAUGAGACAAUGAAAGUAAAAACUCUGGCAUGUAUUGUUUUACACAAUAUAUGCAUCGACUAUGGCGAAAAUAUCUCAACAAAUUUAGACUUGACAGUCAAUCCAGAAAACCCUUCCCAAAAAAGACCAAGAGAUGCCAUCAGGGACCUAUUACAUAUGACAAGGUCACGUCCAAUAAGAAGUACAACGAAAUCAGCUACACAAAUUAGAAAUGCUUUAACUGAAAAAUUUUGGAGAGAACAUGAAACUGGUGUUGUUAUUUAG